Messenger RNA from Exserohilum turcica Et28A, 252 nucleotides. RefSeq lists its product as uncharacterized. The annotation marks the transcript as partial. The transcript has 2 exons. The record is from RefSeq and is a predicted model, not a curated record. NCBI's taxonomy places the organism in Eukaryota, Fungi, Ascomycota, Dothideomycetes, Pleosporales, Pleosporaceae.
AUGAACCCGUCCGAGCGCACCAAGGAAGCGCUUCUUGCCAAGACCGAAGCACUAUGUACAUCGAUUGUGGAUAAUCGCAAGGACGAUCCCUGGGGCGGCGAUGGCUACCUGUCCACCAUCCUGCGUACGGUCAAGAUGCACGAGGCUACCGACUACUCGUCGGUGCACAACAAGACGGAAUUCGAGCCUGCCCUCGACUUCUCGACGUCUGCACACAAGGAGCUCUUGAUCAAGGAACAGACUGCGGCACUG